Molecule: messenger RNA, 2893 nt
Organism: Linum tenue
Lineage: Eukaryota; Viridiplantae; Streptophyta; Magnoliopsida; Malpighiales; Linaceae
Source: the annotation of a GenBank genome assembly
AAAAUCCGUUCUUUACUUUCUGCAUUUCCCUUCCUUUCCUCUCCCGCCAUGCCAUUUCUUCAAUCGAACUCGCUUCCGCUCGCUCUCGGCCCUCUUCCAAUUCGAACCCAUCUCAACAUUCCCAAUCCUUGUCGCUUACGGAUUUACCAAGCGCCGCGAAUACUCUGCGCCGCCACGAGGAAGCGGACUGGGAAGCAGCGGUACCCUUCCGAGAAGAAGAAGCUGAAGCAGAAGCACAAAGACACUCUCCGCGAAGUUGAGAACAAGUUUGAGGGUAUCUGGCGGCUUUCGAAGCUCGCCGUCCCUGUUCAGGACGAUCCCGGGAAGGACUUCACUGGUGUCUCCGAUGGGUUGCUUCGAGAAAUUGCUAAAGCCAUCAAAUUCCCGGUCGCUUCAAUGCUGCCUGCAGAAGCGUUUUCAGUUAUUAGGAAGUCGUUUGAUGCAAGGAAGAUUCUUAAAGAGCCGAAGUUUGUUUACACAGUUGACAUGGAUGUCAGUAAGCUUGUCGAUUUAGAGCCUCGUACUCAAGAUUUCAUAUCCGACUUAACCUUGAGAGUUGGACUUAUAGAUCAUAUCACUCAAGGACGAGUGACGGGCGACCUGAUUAGUAUAAUAAGGCAUGCUAGAAAAGGAGAGGAGGUACAGGCAUCUUCUGGAAGUGGAGAUCAUGAUAAUGGUUCCAGUAAUGGAUCUUCGGGGUUGGUCAAGUGUGGAAGUCGAAAAGACAGGCCGAGAAUUGCAGUUGUUGGUGGCGGUCCUUCUGGCUUGUUUGCUUCUCUUGUUCUUGCUGAGCUUGGUGCAGAUGUUACCUUAAUGGAAAGAGGUCAGCCCGUUGAGCAAAGGGGUCGUGACAUUGGUGCUUUGGUCGUUCGCAGGAUCUUGGAAUCUGAAAGCAACUUUUGCUUUGGCGAGGGUGGCGCAGGUACUUGGAGUGAUGGGAAGCUAGUGACGAGAAUUGGAAGGAACAGCGAUAGUGUCUUAGCUGCUAUGAAAACUCUGGUUCACUUUGGGGCUCCUAAUAACAUAUUAGUCGACGGGAAGCCCCAUUUAGGAACUGAUCGGCUUGUUCCAUUGCUCCGACACUUUAGGCAACAUCUGCUUGAGCUUGGAGUUUCUGUCAGGUUUGGAACUAGGGUAGAUGAUCUAAUAGUAGAGAACAAUUGUGUCGUGGGAGUUGAACUUUCUGAUUCUCGAAACCAGUUGCCACCAGAGAGAUUUAGAUGCGAUGCAGUGGUUCUUGCUGUGGGACAUUCUGCGAGGGAUAUCUACCAGAUGCUUCUUUCUCAUAAUGUUGAUCUAGUUCCCAAAGAUUUUGCAUAACCAGCUUGGUUAAACAGGUUGGUUUUCGGAUUGAGCAUCCUCAAGUGCUAAUCAACAACAUACAGUAUUCUAGCUUGGCCACUGAGGUUCAAAGUGGACGUGGCAAAGUACCUGUUGCUGAUUACAAGGUUGCAGGAGUUGUCAGCACAGAGAAUGGCGACAUUUCCUCAAAUUCAGUACCCUCGGAGCGCAGCUGCUAUUCGUUCUGCAUGUGCCCUGGUGGACAGGUGGUUCUUACCAGCACAAAUCCUAAGGAACUCUGCAUCAAUGGUAUGUCAUUUUCUCGUCGUGCUUCUAAGUGGGCAAAUGCUGCACUUGUCGUUAAUGUUUCGAAACAAGAUUUCGAGACCUUGAGCUUUCAUGGACCCCUUGCAGGAGUUGAGUUUCAGAGGGAAUUUGAGCGAAGAGCGGCUUUAAUGGGAGAGCAAGACUUUGUGGUGCCUGUGCAGAGAGUUACCGACUUUCUGGACAACAAGUUAUCUGGAACAUCUUUACCAUCAUCAAGUUAUCGGUUAGGAGUCAAGGAAGCCAAUCUCCAUGAGUUGUUUCCUUCUCAUAUUACACAAGCAUUGAAGCGUUCGAUCUCAAUGUUCAACCAAGAGUUACCAGGAUUCAUUUCGGAGGAAGCCCUUCUCCAUGGUGUAGAGACAAGAACCAGCUCUCCAGUACAGAUCCCUCGUGGGGACGUGUCCUACGAGAGCCUAUCAUUAAAAGGGCUAUACCCUGUUGGUGAAGGAGCGGGGUAUGCAGGUGGAAUCGUAAGUGCAGCAGUUGACGGAAUGCAGGCUGGAUUUGCAGUGGCAAAGAACUUUUGUUUGUUCCCUGAAGACAUGGACUUGGUCUUGGGCAAAGCCGAACGAGCCGGGUUUGUAAAGUACUGAAAAGCCAGCCUGGAUUAACCGGAAACUUUAUACAUAGCUCAGGGCAAAUCGAAGAGGCAUCGAAUUCUUACCUCCAAUCUGGUAGCUCACUAUGCAUUAAUACUGCCUGUUUAGAUCCAGACCAUGGCUGGAAAGACCACAACUUUGCCUUUUCAUCCCACCUUUUUUUCUCAAAGACUUGCAGAGAAUUCAGGAUCCUUUCCAUGGCUGCUUUAACAAAUCCCUUAUCUCCACUGAGGAAUCACCCCAGCUAUGCCAUGGAAUCGGUGAAAGACCAGAUCAACCAAAAUUUUGCUGGCAGCCUAGCUUUUCUUGGUCACUUUGUUGCCUGAGUAAUUAGAGUCUGUAAGAAGAGACCUUGAGGGUUUCAUCUUUCUCCACACUAUUCGUGUCUGAAUAUCUGUACCGUGACACAUGCGAAUCAUGACGAUUUCUAAGCAUAGCCUUAGAGAAAUGCCUCCUAUGAUCCAACAGGCAAGGUUCAAAUGUCACCCUUGAGAGCAGAAUGUUGCAGUUUGAAUCCAGUACAAGGGAAGUGCAGGUGUAAUGUUUCCAGACAAAUGCAGAAAUAAUUGAACAUGUCUUAUAGUGAUAGAAAUUUCUCUUUUUUCUCUCUUCUUUUUUCCUGCCUCAGAUCCAUAAGUAACAAUUAUUGAAAUGUUGCAUGAAAUAUAUAUUGAAUUUUUUUCUAA